ACAUCACUGUAAUUGUUGUUGACAGGGAACAAAUUACUUUCGACAAUGGCUGCCAGGAAUGCUGCUAGAUAUAUAGCUCGGAGGUUCUCUAGCGGUGGAAAAGUUCUGGGUGAGGAAGAAAAAGCUGCUGAAAAUGUCUACAUCAAGAAAGUUGAGAAGGAGAAUUGGAGAAGCUAUCUUCAUGUAUAUGAGAAAUUGGCAACAGCUUCAACUGAGGUGCCAGUAGCGGAAGCUGCUAAACCGAGCCAAUCAUCAUCAUCGUCUGGUGUGUCCCAAGAUAAGGACAGGAACUAUGCAAUUCUUGCUGGUUUCGUUACUAUUGCGGGUGCUCUUGGAUGGUAUGCUUUAUCCAAGAAAGACAAGGACAAGCCAGAAGUGCAGGACUAGCCGACUUCACAUUCAAUAAGGUAGUUGUAAUAAUUUGCUUGCCGACAUUUUAAGGGUUUGGACAAGAAGAAAUAAAAGAGAAAAAGGAAACUUUCCCCUUUUUUUUUCCGCAAUUGCAUAUGAAUAUGAUGUUUAUUUUGGAUAACCUUGUUUUUGAAACUGUUUGUCUUGUAUUAUGAUAUGCUCUUUUUACUUUUC
Messenger RNA from Impatiens glandulifera, 585 nucleotides. RefSeq lists its product as uncharacterized. The record is from RefSeq and is a predicted model, not a curated record. Lineage: Eukaryota; Viridiplantae; Streptophyta; Magnoliopsida; Ericales; Balsaminaceae.